Molecule: messenger RNA, 2033 nt
Organism: Polyodon spathula (Mississippi paddlefish)
Lineage: Eukaryota; Metazoa; Chordata; Actinopteri; Acipenseriformes; Polyodontidae
Product: paxillin-like
Exons: 7
Coding region: 70-1917 (615 amino acids)
Biological process (GO): substrate adhesion-dependent cell spreading; transforming growth factor beta receptor signaling pathway; endothelial cell migration
Source: RefSeq, a predicted model, not a curated record
UCAGCUUUGUUUCAGUACACAAGAGCAGGUGUGGUGCAUACAGCUGGGUUAAGUUCCACUGCAAUACUAAUGGCUGUUACUACUUUCACGCUGGCACAUCAGAGCUGUGGGAACACUUUGAGAGCGACCGACUCCUGGAUUAACUAUUCCACCUCCCGAGACGCUCUGUUAGCUGACCUCGAGUCCACGACCUCCCACAUCUCGAAGAGGCCCGUCUUCCUGCAGGAGGAGACGCCCUACUCCUUCCCCACCGGCAACCACACCUACCAGGAGAUCUCGCUGCCCCCGCCGGUGCCCCCACCCCCCUCCGCAGAGGCUCUGAACGGGAGCGUCCUCGACCCGGCGGACCAGUGGCAGAGCCCAGCCAGGUUCACACCCCAGCAGCCCCAGGCUGUGAAAAGCAUCGCCUCUGUUUCACGAGAGAGCGGCAGCCCUCCUCCCAGCCGCCCCAGUGAGGAGGACCACGUGUACAGUUUUCCCAACAAGCCAAAGACUACUGAUCCCUCCCAGGCAGCCAUGAGCUCGUUCCUGGGCAGCAACCUGUCGGAGCUGGACCGGCUCCUUCUGGAACUGAACGCUGUGCAGCACAACCCGCCCUCCUUCGCCACCACAGAGGACACCAUGCCCCCCCUGCUUUCGGUCAGCACCACCCACUACGGCGUGCAGGAGAACGGGGGCUCGGCCGGCAAGAAGGCUCCCCCUCCCGCCAAGGAGAAGCCGAAGCGCAGCGGAGGGCGUGGCAUCGAGGACGUGCGCCCCAGUGUGGAGAGCCUGCUGGAUGAACUGGAAAGCUCUGUCCCCAAUCCAGCGCCUGCCUCGGUUGCGGUGCUGCAGUGUGAUGUGGGGGGCGAGAGGCAACGAGACACCCCCACCCAGCAGCAAGCCCGGAUAUCAGCCUCUUCCGCCACCCGGGAGCUGGAUGAACUCAUGGCCUCCCUGUCUGACUUCAAGGUGCAGAGCAAUCCUAGCUCCUCAGCCUCCUUGGCCUCCGAGCCUUUCUCAGAGCAGGAUCUAGCCAGCUCAGAUCUGAUCCUUGCAGAUGCUUCCACCCCCUCUCCUGAAACCCCAGGUUUAUUCGUCACCUCCUCUCCCGCCCCGCGGACACCCAGCCCCCUGGGGCCGCUCCACAUCGAUGAGGAGGGCAGCGGUGUGGAACACCUCCCUGCCCCCCUCGCUGGCACCUCCCAGCGGGACCCCAAACAUGCAGCUUCUCAGCAGCCGAGGCAAGGCAAGCAGACAGGCAGGGAGCCGGACUCUGACGUCAUCAUUGAUGUCUCCUCCUCCAUGCUGUCAUCCAGACUGGAGUGUUUAGUGGUGCUGGACAAACCUGAUCCGCCAGGACAGGUGAAGAGCGAGGGCAGAACGGAGGAGAGGCAGGAAACCAUGGCCAGUACUUUGGAGACGGCUGGGCUGCAGGGGCAGGUCACCUCUGAGCUCUGUGCCGUGUCAGAAACGUCAAAAGAACACGAGGCCUCCCUCGACGAAGCCCUGGAUAAGCUGCUAGCAAUGGAGUUUGAGGAGCUGGAGAGAGAGGACCCCCACGUGGAGGAAGAGGUGCAGGAGAUCUGCGAGGAAGCCGUCGUGGCCACAGACAGGAGGGAGGCGUUCCCGGACACCACAGGACUCCAGCAGGUUCCCGUGAAGGAAGAGGAACCCAGACCGACCCCGCUGCCCAAUGGGAACGGGGAGGAGAAGGAGCUCCGUGAAGCUGACCGACUCGCACAGCAGCAGAGCCCAGAGCCGGAGGAAAACUUUGAGCUGCCCACGGCUCAGCCUCUGGUGGUGGAGAGAAUCUCCACAUCCAGCCAGGCAGGCACAGUGCUUGAGCUUGGGUUGCUCUGGAUGCAUUGCUGCAUAGUUUUUAUAUCUAGAGCUGCAUUGGCUUGCGCAUGGCUUGAAAUGACCAGUGUGGCUUAGUGUUGUGCUUAUAUAAAUAGCAUUUAUAAAUUGGACAUCAGUGAUUUGCAGUGUAUUGAGACAAUGAUAUUAUUUCAGGUUGAGGUAUUUAAACUCGUCCUGCAGUGCACACCAAG